Papilio machaon (common yellow swallowtail) is the source of this 995-nucleotide messenger RNA. Its product is annotated as gem-associated protein 8. The transcript has a single exon. Gene Ontology annotation, biological process: spliceosomal snRNP assembly. The record is from RefSeq and is a predicted model, not a curated record. Lineage: Eukaryota; Metazoa; Arthropoda; Insecta; Lepidoptera; Papilionidae. Gene Ontology annotation, cellular component: SMN complex. Bases 19 to 726 code for a protein of 235 amino acids.
GCUUUUAAAACCUAUACGAUGUCACAACAAUUGCCCGACAAACAAAAUAAAUGUGAAUCAGGGGUAGGACAGAAAAAACCGCGAAGAAAACGUAAAAAAAAGACCAGUGGUAAUCAAAAAACGGGCCGAAAAGAUAUAAGGAAAAAGAAUUCAAAGUUAUCCAUAUCGAUGAGUUUAUGGGCGGAAAAUUUUGCUGUGGCCUCAACAUGGCAAUUGAAGCACCAGCUAGCGUAUUGGAAGGCGAAGGCUAUUGGUUUAGAGUACGAAAAUAAAGUUUUGCAUGAUAUCAUUCGGAAGAAUCAUUAUGUUGAUGAUAACUGUGUUAAUUCUGAAAUAGAGACAAACGAGUGUUCAGAAAAUGAAGAGUCGGGUGAAAAUGAGAGAGAGGUAGAAACUUACGAAGAAUGUAAUGAUGAAAUGGAUUUUGAAGUAAGUGAGGAAUUUAUACAGUUUUUGGCGGCUAAUGCGAAGUACAAAGAAGAUGCUAGGAGGGAAAGAGAGCUUUUAAAAGCAAAACAUGAACAAGAAGAAUUAAAUGUAACGCAAGAAAAAUUAGAGACUUCUGAAGAGAAGGAACAAAAAUUAAAAGAGUUGUAUGGUAAUCGCUGGCAAAGAAUAUCGGCUAUAGAAGUUGCAAUGCAAUCACAAUUUAUUAAUGAAAUUGAUAAAGAUCAGCCAAUGUAUUGGCCAAAUAUACCAUUUAAUUUUGAAUUUAAUGUUGUUUGAAUGUGAAUUCACAUAGUUAUGGAUAUGCAGGUUAUUAACUGUAUUGUGCAGUUAUUUUUGAACACAUUCAGUUAAAUUCAUAGAUAUAACCUAUAAAUUGGGUUUUUCAUAAAACUUUGACAUCUAAUCUAGAGUCAAAUGUUGCUUUAUAAUUUUGUAUUCUAAAUAACAUUAAGGCUUCCACAACAGGCCUCCGGAGCACAUUUGUUCUUCGGAAUAGUUAUUCAAAUGAACUUGUAAAGCAAGUUGGUGGCACUGUGUGUGUUAAU